AUCAGUAGAUGCAUUUCACAUUGCUCUGUUUUCUCUCUCUCCCUCUCUUUGGUUUUUCCUUCUUCCAUUUCUCUCUCCGAUUUUCUUCGAUCAGAUCCUUUUGAGUAAAUGGGAGAAGAAAAACCCAAGUCUCUAGCCGUUUGGCCGACCGUGAAGCCAUUCGCGAACGGUGGAUUGUCUGGAAUGCUGGCCACGUGCGUCAUCCAACCCGUUGAUAUGAUCAAGGUUCGGAUUCAACUGGGCCAGGGGUCGGGACUGCACGUGGCAAAAACCAUGCUGCGCGAAGAAGGCCCUGGGGCUUUUUACAAGGGUUUAUCAGCAGGGUUACUACGCCAAGCUACUUACACAACUGCACGACUUGGGUCUUUUAGAAUUAUCACGAAUAAAGCUGUUGCUGCUAAUGAUGGGAAACCACUCCCCCUUUAUCAGAAAGCUCUUUGUGGCCUGACAGCUGGAGCUAUUGGUGCAUGUGUCGGCAGUCCUGCUGAUUUGGCACUCAUCCGCAUGCAAGCUGAUGCCACUCUACCACUUGCACAGCGCCGUAACUAUACAAAUGCGUUUCAUGCACUCUAUCGUAUUAUUGCUGAUGAAGGUGUUUUGGCACUGUGGAAAGGAGCAGGUCCUACAGUGGUCAGAGCUAUGGCUUUAAAUAUGGGCAUGCUUGCCUCAUAUGACCAGAGUGUAGAAUUUUGCAAGGAUACCCUUGGGUUUUCUGAGAGCAGUACUGUAGUUGGAGCUAGUGCUGUUUCUGGAUUCUUUGCAGCUGCUUGUAGUCUUCCUUUUGAUUAUGUGAAAACCCAGAUACAGAAGAUGCAACCGGAUGCGAAUGGGAAGUACCCAUAUACUGGUUCUAUGGAUUGUGUCAUGAAGACUUUGAAGGCAGGGGGACCAUUCAAAUUCUAUACCGGCUUUCCAGUAUACUGUGUUAGAAUUGCUCCCCAUGUCAUGAUGACAUGGAUAUUUUUGAACCAAAUUCAGAAACUAGAGAAGAGUGUUGGGCUGUAGAGACCAGAUUCAUCUUUCAACUGGUUCUUCCAAUUGAGGCGGACUUUUUCUUAUUUCCGAUUCUCUCUUUUAGUGUCUGCAGGUUUUGACUUCUCUGCAGCACUGUUACCAUUUUGAGCAUAGCAGUUUUACUGAUUGGACUCUGUUUUUAAUAAAAAGUUGCUCUGAUUCUUGCGGGACUUUGUUGCUGAACCCAUAUUCAAUCUUAGCAAUUCAUAUACUUUGAUAGUUUGGAAUAAUAAUGGAGAAGAGAUUCGAAUGAAA
Molecule: messenger RNA, 1269 nt
Organism: Magnolia sinica
Lineage: Eukaryota; Viridiplantae; Streptophyta; Magnoliopsida; Magnoliales; Magnoliaceae
Product: mitochondrial dicarboxylate/tricarboxylate transporter DTC-like
Exons: 6
Coding region: 109-1005 (298 amino acids)
Molecular function (GO): oxoglutarate:malate antiporter activity
Source: RefSeq, a predicted model, not a curated record